Ambispora leptoticha is the source of this 1338-nucleotide messenger RNA. Lineage: Eukaryota; Fungi; Glomeromycota; Glomeromycetes; Archaeosporales; Ambisporaceae. The record is from the annotation of a GenBank genome assembly.
AAACAAGCAACCUCUCAUCCUCUAUUGGUUAUGGUAGUUGGAAUUGACGAGUUCAACAAACUGCAUGAUGUAGACAAAAAGGCCUCAAAGAACCUCAUAAAUACCAUUGGGAGCUUGAUGUGUGGAUCACCUGCGAACAUUUUUUUCAUUCCCAUCCUGGCUGGAACAAUUGAAGGACCUUUAGAAGAAUAUAUCUCGGAUUCUAUGCACCAACCACUUCCCCUCCCAUUACACCUCCUUAAAGAGAACGAUGCAAUCAAGAUUGGCAAGGCUAUAAAUCUAUUCGACGAUGAUUAUGUCAAGACCAAUCCUUAUUUUAGAGUUGGUAUUGGCGACAUUGGAGGACACGUGAGAACUUUGGAGUCUUUCUACGAACACUUUUCACAAGCGUUGAAAGAACCAGAAAAAGAUCCUUAUCAAGUUAAAAUUGAGAACAUUAUGGAGACCGUCAAAGGUUUUAUCAAAAACACGUAUCGCAUAAAGUUUCACUCACCGUGGUUAACAGAACCUCUCGUGAAAGCCAUAUUGGGCCUGCCAGUUAACAAAUAUGACAAGAUCACAAUUGACAAUGUAUCAAUUAGCUAUCAGCAACUCAGUUCAAUGGGAAUCGGGAAUCUGGUACCACAGGCUACAGGUGACUACUAUAUUAGGUUACCUUACGUUUGGGCAAGUGUACUCGUUGAAUGCUCCAAUAAUCCUGGGAUGCAGUAUUGGCAAUCCAUGUUUAAGUAUGAUGAGCCAAUGUUCUGGCAGAACUUUGAGAAUUUCAAUGUCAAAUUCUUGGCGUUACGCCUCAGUCUCUUCAAAUUAUUAGGACGCAAGACAAUCCAGUUGAAGGAACUUCUUAAAGGUGCAACAUUUUCUAGCGAAUUUCCAGAUGUUGAAGUUGUCCUUCCUGAAGAUAUCAUUAUCAAAUUGUAUAAAUUACAACAUCGGUAUCCAGUUACCAAAACUAAUCAGAAUAAAGAAGUGAGAUAUGACGGCAAUGUGGAAGCGAGGCACGACUAUAUCACACUUGAUUAUUUGAAGAAUGGCUGUAUUAAUAAAUAUAUAGGUCAUGUGUUCUUAAAUGCGCCGGGGGCACCCUUUGAUGUCUUUGGAUUUUUUGAUAUUGAAAAACACGAACACAAAACUUUAUUCCUGGGUGAGCAAGUCAAACUAUCAGAUACUGAGGCAGUUACGCCAAUGAUCAUUGACCAAAAAUUAUUCGAUGAGGAGCAUCGCAAGGUCACCAAAGCUAUGAAGGAAGUUCCAGUGCAAAAUUGGGCUCUACUAUUUCUAACGAAUGCAGAUACGAAAGCCGACCUGAAGAUAGGGAGUAAAAAAAACAGUGCAUUG